Sceloporus undulatus (fence lizard) is the source of this 770-nucleotide messenger RNA. RefSeq names its product ufm1-specific protease 2-like. Bases 48 to 755 code for a protein of 235 amino acids. NCBI's taxonomy places the organism in Eukaryota, Metazoa, Chordata, Lepidosauria, Squamata, Phrynosomatidae. The transcript is spliced from 5 exons. The record is from RefSeq and is a predicted model, not a curated record.
AUUCAUAUCUUUUUUGCUUUUUCCCCAAACAGGUCAUCUUAGAGACGAUGGACAUUAUCUUUAGAAUAAGAGGAGGCCUGGAUCUUGCCUUCCAACUGGCCACUACUGACGAAUCUUCAACAAAAGAAGCAAUAAAAUAUGUUUUCAGUGACCUUUCAACAAAAUUAGCUUCAGAUGUGCUGGUGUUCAGGAUCCGUCAUAGCUCAGUAUAUCUGUGGCCAAAUAGUGGGAAAUACUCAGUUGCCACUGAGCUUUCAGAUGACUCUGCUUGUAAGGAGAUACUGCAGUUCAUUCGGUUUCAGCAAGAAGAUGAGACUAAACGCAGGUUUUUUAAAAAGAAAGACAAAAAGUUACAUGAAUCACAGCCUAUAGUAAAUAUAGAUCUUAUGCUAGAAAUGACUACUUCAUCAGAAGCUCUGGCUCCAGUCAUUGAAAAAGAGAACAAGGGGCAUCACUACAUAAGCAUGACCUUGCCGGUUGAUGCUGUUGUCUCUGUGUCUCCCGAAGAAAUGUGGCGGAAUGCACGAAGUCUUCUGGUGAAUGCAAUUCACACACAGCUAACUGACAUGGAAAAGUGCAUUUUAAAAUAUAUGAAAGGAACAUCGGUUGUGGUUCCAGAACAAUUCCAUUUCAUGUUACCAGGAAAAAAGCAUCUUGUAACUAUUUCAUAUCCAACUGGCAUUUCUGAUAAUCAGCUAGAGACUUACAGACAGGUACAUCUUAUGUUAAAAGAUUGUUCGGAUGAUAUUGGCUGAAAUAUUAAUAAUUUA